Coffea eugenioides is the source of this 1714-nucleotide messenger RNA. Its product is annotated as phosphoribosylaminoimidazole-succinocarboxamide synthase, chloroplastic-like. Lineage: Eukaryota; Viridiplantae; Streptophyta; Magnoliopsida; Gentianales; Rubiaceae. Gene Ontology annotation, biological process: 'de novo' IMP biosynthetic process. The record is from RefSeq and is a predicted model, not a curated record. Gene Ontology annotation, cellular component: cytoplasm; chloroplast stroma. Gene Ontology annotation, molecular function: phosphoribosylaminoimidazolesuccinocarboxamide synthase activity. The transcript is spliced from 11 exons. Bases 178 to 1287 code for a protein of 369 amino acids.
UACCUGCACCCUCUUGUCUUGGACUUGAUGCAGCGCUCGGUGUCCCAGACUGCUAUUAAUUCCCGGGGGUUGCCUCUAUUACUGCAGACCUGUAUGAAAACGGAAACUCCCCCAUCCCCUCAAAGAAAAGAAGCUUGACACUUCAGAGUUCGAAGUUCUGUUGCUUUGGGAAAGAAAAUGGCCCAGAAUUGUAUAGGAGGAGCUCUGAGCCCUUCCAAAACCCUUACGCCAAAAUGCAUACCAAUCAACCAUCCAAACCCUUCAUCCCUCUCGUCAUCUUCUUUGCGUAAAUUGAUACUAACAAAAUCCAAGAAGUGCCUUCCUCUGUCAGUUUGUAUCUCUGCAUCAAUGUCAUCAAGCCAGCAGCACCAACCGCCACUUUCUCUUGAGGCCUUGAAAACCAGUGAACACAGAAAUAAAUUCUUGAAUGCUAUCCAGAGCUCAUUGAGCAAUUGUUUAUCUGAAACCCAUCUUGAUUUAACCGUUCCUGGUCUUAAAUCCAAAACCAGAGGCAAGGUCAGGGACAUUUAUGAUGGAGGAAAUUAUCUUGUACUGGUAACAACAGAUCGGCAAAGUGCAUUUGACAGAGUUCUUGCUUCAAUCCCCUUCAAGGGACAGGUGCUUAAUGAGACAAGUUUGUGGUGGCUUAAUAAAAGUCAGCACAUUGUUCCAAAUGCAGUUGUAUCUGCACCAGACAAGAAUGUGACCAUCGCAAAGAAAUGUUUAGUAUUUCCUAUUGAAUUUGUUGUUAGGGGUUAUGUGACUGGAAGCACUGAUACAUCAUUGUGGACUGUCUACAAAAAAGUAGUUCGGAAUUACUGUGGCAAUGUACUUCCUGAUGAUUACGAGGAAACAAGUAAGAGGGCACUACAGUUAUUUGCAUAUGGUCAGCGGGUGGCAAUAAAACAUGGCCUCGUAUUAGUAGACACCAAGUAUGAAUUUGGAAAAGCACCUGAUGGUACUGUGUUUUUGGUUGAUGAGGUGCAUAUACCAGACUCGAGUAGAUAUUGGAUUGGUCAUUCUUAUCAAGAACACUUUUGGAAUGGCCUUGAACCAGAAAAUGUUGACAAGGAGUUCUUGAGGCUAUGGUUCAAUGAUCAUUGCAACCCAUAUGAAGAUAAGGUCUUGCCUGAUGCUCCAGGAGGACUGGUUUCUGAAUUAGCUUGGCGAUAUAUAUUCUUGUUUGAGACAAUAACAAAUUCAAGUUUUGAGAUACCUACAACAAAGGAGCCAAUACAUGAUCGAAUUACCCAAAAUGUUUCACAAGCGCUGAAGUCUCUGUUAUAGUGUCAGAGCUUCUUGAGGUGUUCAAGGCUUAAAUGUCAUGAUUUUCUAUCAGUAGGAACAGCUGCAGCAGCGAUCAGUACUUCUGUAAUUUAGCAUGCUUAACAGCUCUAGCUGACUGCAAUGAAUGGCUCAAUUUUGCCUAUUAUGAGUUUGUAGAUGGAAGCUUGAUUCCUACUGCUAAGAUCUUGGGUCGUUUGGGGUCACAGAACUUUUAGGUUUCUUUGAGGGGGCAAUAGGAAAGUAAGAAAAAACAAAAUGUGGGUUCCAGAAGAACUUUCUAGCUGAGCAGGUACUAAUGUUGUGGUGGUGAGUCUGGUGACUAAGAAGCAAGCAGAAAAUGAUUCCUUUCUUAUUUUUUUUCAUUCUGUUCUCUGUUAUAGUCAAUGAUGAAGAAAGUAGAAGUUUGGAUGAAAGAGAUGUGCUUCGG